AUGUCGCUUGUGAGGAUGAUCAGACAUCAAGUUGACGAUAUCGAAGAUGCUUUCGACAAUGCCCGGUGCAAGAGACAGACAUUAUGCACCGAAUUAGGUCAACAAGCGAAACAGUUGAAUGCGUCUCUUAUGCGCGCCACCUCAGAUGCGAACACUGUCCUUCAGCGCAUAGAUGCCACUCGACAGCAUCACCUGUUCAAUUCCUCGCGAACACUUCCGACUACGCCUUCCUCACAAUUUCUUUCCCUGUCUCAAUUAAAGAAGGAAGUAUCACGUAUGUCUGCGCAUCUGCUCGACGCUAUCAACGAAAGGUCUCUGAACAUCGAUACAAAUGAUCCAAUGGAUACUGCAUCUUUACCACUGCAAUUUCAUGGGUUACCCUCCGAGUCCUUGUUGGGUUCGAAUUGGGAUAACAUCGUGACCCAUGCUCGGGAAAUGAACCGUAAUAGUCGGAAGACAUUGAAGGCCUUGAGGAAAUAUCAAUCGAGACAUGGCUUGGUCCCAGAAACACUUUCAAACGCUAGAUUUGUCAAUGAGCUGAGUCAAGACGACGCAUAUACAUCUGAUUCAGCGUUCACUGAGUUCCCCAAGGAUAAUCUGAGAAGGGCUUGGGCAUCUGUAGAUAUUUUCGAACAAGAAGGGUUCCGGAGAUUAGAAGGUGCGCAGCAAACUUUGGAUGCUCUGCGGAUGAGCUGUGCAGAGCACUGUAGGACCCUUUCGAUCUUGAGCGAGACUGUUGAAGAUGUCGCUAGUCUCAUAAUUUCUAAGGAUGUAGUGAAAGGUGGCGCAUUGCAUCUUGACUCUGCAGUCGUUAUUCAACACUUCAAUCAUACGUCCUCCCUCACCAGCUUGUGGACAAUGGUAGCUGGUGUAAUGAUCAGAAAUCCUCAAUUAUCUAGUCAGCCAACCCUCCAACACUAUUACGAUCAUUUUCAAAUCCACAAGAACCCCGACUGGGAGUUAAGACUGACAUCGAAUGAAAGUCUGCGCUAUCUACUCGAUUGUUGGGAUAUCCGAUAUGAGUCACUCAACUCAGCACCACCACAAAUCACCCAUUUUACCCCCGUUCCUUUGCAGCAACAACUAUCGUUGGAGACUGCCACCGAUACGCUCACCGUGUUUGCCACUUCUCCAACCCACGUUGCUGCCGUGGGUUAUGACGAACCUGAUCUGCUUCGGAACCUUGCGCACACGCAACAGCAGCACUCCAUCUUAGACCACAGCCUUCCGUUAGAGACCAAAUGCAGCCCAUCUAUCGAGUUUCACGACUCCAACAAUGACAAGAUCGAGAUGAUUCGUCUCGAAUCUGCAGACAGCUUUUUACAAAAUGAAUUGUUGUCCGAUCCUUUGACAGAUUUUUCAGAAGGAAGCUGUACUCUGCUGGAAGAAUCCGCUGCGGUUCCGAGCUUGACCCCAACCAAGCUAUCAAGAAAUGGUCACCCUACAGAGUCUGAAUGUUCCCAAAUGGAGUGUUCGCCCUCUUUCAUCACGUUGGCACUAUGUGCGGAUGAUAACAAAGUAGUAGAGUCGACUACUCCUACUCAAAAGGCCACUCCGGCCUCGGAAAAAAUACCUGAUCCCCGCACUCCUCUCCAAUAUCAUAUUCGACUGGCAGCAACGGACUUCUCUCUUCUGGCAAUCUCGAGCAACAGCAUCUCUAUGCCGUUUUUGUUUAUCCGACGGCAGCAUCAAUAUUACGAGGUCUUGUACAAUUUUGGUGAGCUUUUGUUGUGUGUCUGGUGGAUAGCAGAUUGUAAGUCGACCGUCACGAUCAACACUCUUAUCUUCCACCUAUACAUGGGUGGUGACAUUGGCACACUUCGGUUAUGCGCCGCUUCACAGGAUGCGGUUUAUGCUCGUGUUAUGGGUUGCCUUUGUAAUGAUAAUAGGAGUUCUAGUCUUUUCGCAGCAACAGCAACCCCGAGAUGGAUUGAUGACAUAUCGACAGAACAAUUACCAGUAUAA
This is a messenger RNA of Lentinula edodes (shiitake mushroom), 1965 nucleotides long. RefSeq lists its product as uncharacterized. The coding region runs from base 1 to 1965 and encodes 654 amino acids. The transcript has 11 exons. The record is from RefSeq and is a predicted model, not a curated record. Lineage: Eukaryota; Fungi; Basidiomycota; Agaricomycetes; Agaricales; Omphalotaceae.